AUGGCGCUCACCCUCCCAAAAACCGAGGAUCGCCGCAAAUCCCGCCUGCAUGAAUUCCUUAUGGAAGACAUCCGCGAGGAUUUACUCCUUGAAUGCGAACUCCUCAUUCUCUCCUUCGCAACCGGAAUACAAGAUGCAGCCGCCUGGCCUGACUACUCCUGCUUCGCCUCCAACCAAACAGGCAACACACUAUUCCUCGCGAUCGGCGUCGCAGGCUUGACCCGAAACGCAUACAGCUUCCCCAAUAUCGGUGUCAGUCUGAGUCUCUUUGUGGCGGGUGGCUUUAUCAUGGGCCAGCUCGGGAACUAUAUCGGUGUGCGGCGACGGCUCUGGUUGUUGAUUAGCAAUCUCAUUCAGACGCUGUUUGUUUUCUGCGCGUUGAUCGUUCAGCACCAAUGGCCUGUCAAGCGGGAUGGACCUGCUGCAAUGGCUGUGAUUGCGUUGUUGGCCUUUUCCUCUGGUGCGCAGGUCGCUAUGAGUCGUUCGUUGAAAAUUACGGAAAUCACGACUGCUAUGGCGACUGCUGCCUUUAUAGAUCUGGUCGUGGACCCAAAUUUAGGCAAGCUGAAGAACCGGCUGCGAAAUCGGCGGGUUAUGUUUAUCAUCAUGUUGGUCGCGGGUUGUUUUGUUGGCGCUUUUGCCCAGCGCGAGAUUAACUCGAAGUUUCCCCUUUUACUGUGCGCUCUCGGGAAAGCUCUUGUGAGCAUGGCGAUGUUGUUCAACCGGCCCAUUGAGCCACGAAGGUCACCUUCCAGUUCGACUGAAAACUUGAAGGUAUGA
Penicillium pulvis is the source of this 780-nucleotide messenger RNA. RefSeq names its product YoaK family protein. NCBI's taxonomy places the organism in Eukaryota, Fungi, Ascomycota, Eurotiomycetes, Eurotiales, Aspergillaceae. The record is from RefSeq and is a predicted model, not a curated record. The coding region runs from base 1 to 780 and encodes 259 amino acids. The transcript has a single exon.